Astyanax mexicanus (Mexican tetra) is the source of this 2923-nucleotide messenger RNA. It is a transcript of the gene tal1, whose product is annotated as T-cell acute lymphocytic leukemia 1. Lineage: Eukaryota; Metazoa; Chordata; Actinopteri; Characiformes; Acestrorhamphidae. Gene Ontology annotation, molecular function: RNA polymerase II cis-regulatory region sequence-specific DNA binding; protein dimerization activity; DNA-binding transcription factor activity, RNA polymerase II-specific. The record is from RefSeq and is a predicted model, not a curated record. The coding region runs from base 210 to 1313 and encodes 367 amino acids. The transcript is spliced from 3 exons. Gene Ontology annotation, biological process: regulation of transcription by RNA polymerase II.
CUCUUUCUCUUUCUCUCUCUCUCUCUUUCUCUCUCUCUCUCUCUCUCUCUCUCUCUCUCUCUCUCUCUCUCUCUCUCUCUCUCUCUCUCUCUCUGGUGUGCAUAAAGACACUCGCUCUGGAUCUCCAGUGAGGAUUUUAUCACUUUGUUAUAAUUAUAAAUUAUCAUCAUCAUUAUUAAUAUUAUUAUUGUUUGGAGUAAACUAAAACAAUGAUGGAGAAGCCGAAGCGCGAGGAGGAGGGCGGCCAAACGGCAUGCCGAGGGGGAGGACACGAGGAAGAGGAGGAGGAAGAAGAGGAGGAAGAAGAAGAGGAGGAGGAGGAGGGGGAGGAGGGUGUGUGUGAGAGACAGGAAGGCACGAAGCUGUCGAGGAGGAGGAAGAGGAGGAGGAGGAAGGGCGCCGGCAGCGUCAUCCUGCAGAGAGGAGGCAGAGUGGGCGGGGCCUUCGUGGCCCUGGGCGGGGCUUUAGGGGCGCCAGUGGGCGGGGUGGGGGGUAUUAAAGGAGAGGCCGUGGAGGAGAACAGCAGGCUCCAGUGUGAGAGUCGCGCGCCCCCUGGUCUUUCUCAUAUUCCUCCUCCUCAUCCUCCACCUUCCUCUCUACCGCAUCCAGCAGCAACCCCGCCGCCGCAUCCUCCUCACUCUGCUCCACCUGCUCCCGCUCCUGCCCCGCCACUGCUGCUGCUCCUGCCACACUCAGAGCCUCGCGCAGCGCGGAUGGUGCAGCUGAGUCCGGCCGCUCUGCCCCCCCCAGCGCGCGCGCUGCUCUACGGCACUAUGGCGCAACCGCUCGGGCACAGUGGCUUUGCUGGAGAAGCGGAACAGUAUGGGAUGUAUCCCAGUCACCGCGUGAAGCGCAGACCAGCGCCGUACGAAAUCGAGAUCAACGAUGGUUCUCAGCCCAAAAUCGUGCGGCGGAUCUUCACAAACAGCCGUGAGCGCUGGAGGCAACAGAACGUGAACGGCGCCUUUGCCGAGCUUCGCAAGCUCAUCCCCACGCACCCACCCGAUAAGAAGCUCAGCAAAAACGAAAUCCUGCGCCUGGCCAUGAAGUACAUCAACUUUCUGGCCAAGCUUCUGAACGACCAGGACGAGGUGAUGGUGGGCAGCGACGGUGGGCCGAGAAUCCGCGAGGGCCGGGACGGCCUAGUGCGGGAAGACCUGCUGCAGGACAUGCUGAGCCCCAACUCCAGCUGCGGCAGCCUGCUGGACGGAGACGGCAGUCCGGAGAGCUUCACAGAGGAGCAGGACUCGUCGCCUGCUGGACGAGGCCUGCAUCACCCUCCCAUGCCUCUGGACGGAAGCAACCAGCGAUGACUACGGCGGUGUAAAUCUCACGAUUCCAUCUCACGAUUACGAUGCUUUAGGAAACGAUUCAGUGCAUUUUACUAUGGUUAAACCUAUGUUGCCAAAUGUUUGGGCUUGCUACACUUAAAAAAAAAAGUCUAAAAAGUAAGCAUAGAAGUUUCUGAAUGUCGCUACAAGUUAUUUAAAAUGAUUUGCUCCAAUAUUCCAAAUUGAUUCAGGACUGAUGCAGUUGAAUCUUUGAAUCGAUGCAUCGUGACGCAUUUUUACACCCCUAGCGAUGGUAGCUAAGUGUUCCUGAAAAGAAAACAAAAGAGAUUGGGCAUUGGAUACCAGACCCACAUGGUCCAUCAUGGUCCAUCAUGGUCCAUCAAGGACUUGGACGGUCCAUCCCAGUCAAUCAAAGGCCAUCAAGGGCCAUCAAGGAAGGCUGAAGGACCUGCAAUUAUGUUCAUGUUUCUGUGCAAACUUGACUCUUUCUCCCCCCUCCCCCAAACACUUUACACCAUGAGCUAGCUACUGGAUGCUGCCCCUAUGGGUGAAAACUGGUACUGGGGAAUUAUAAUAAUGGUAAACAUUGGUAGCUUUUGGUCCAAGCUGCUGCAGUAAAGCAUUUUAAGCAAAUAUGGUCCUUGGAUUUAAACAGAGAUGCACACAAAACAUUCAAAAAAGGCCAGAACUGUUCAGAACGGUACCCUUUUGAAGAUUUCAGUCCCACCGUUUUAUCAGGUACCCUGUUAGAACGCUGCGUAUGGAAAUGAAGAAGACAAACAGGGGGAAUCUCCUUGGCUAAAGUCAAUCAGUAAUGGAUGUAAUGAAUUGUAGAUGAGUGUAGUGUUUUUUUACAUUAAGCAUUAGAACAUUAGAAUGGGAAUUCUCUCUGUUCUCGCUGUUAGGAUUAUGUUGGAGACUGUUAAAACUCUUCUGUACAUAAAACAUAACAGGGCCAUGAGUUGCCCUGAGUUAACAAGCAAUUGCCUUAUUGGCAAUAGCAGCUAACUGAAUGCUAUUUGGAGGAAAAAAGAAAAUUUGCCAUUUUGUGAAUGGCAUUUGAGUAUUAUUUUAUCGUACACACACACACACACAGACACAUGCACACACAUAUACUUACACAUACUAGCACAUGUAGAGACAAAAGACAGGGAGAAGGUUGUGACAGUAAGAGGUAAGAGGUACAAGUGUGUACAAGUGUACAUAACGAAAUAAAAUAAUGUGGUUGAUCUGUAUCUAAAGCUGAACCCCACACAUCUGUACUGUUCAUUUUCAUUGUGAUUAUGGUACAAUGAGUUAAUCAGCACCAUCUCCCCUCAAUUUCCUUUCUCCUUUCCCUCCAUCUCUCUCUCUCUCUCUCUCCUCCCCUCCAGUAAGUGUUUUUUCACUGUAUUUGGCCUGGAUCUGCUUUUUUUUAGCAGACUGUUGAGUAACCAGUCUUGGUACCUUUAAUUCUUUGAUUUUUUUUUUGUGUAUUAAAGAAAAUCAGCAAAAAUGUUAUUUUAAUGUGAUAUUUAGUAGAAAGACCUUUGUUGUAAGGUGAAAAUGAAAUCUAUAUAAAUAUAUGCAACGUUAUAUCUUACAGAAUUUUAUAGAAAAUGAAAUAAAAACGCAAAAAAUGAGCAAGAAAA